Messenger RNA from Penicillium bovifimosum, 513 nucleotides. Its product is annotated as prefoldin subunit 5. The record is from RefSeq and is a predicted model, not a curated record. Gene Ontology annotation, cellular component: cytoplasm; prefoldin complex. Gene Ontology annotation, biological process: regulation of DNA-templated transcription; protein folding. The transcript is spliced from 4 exons. The coding region runs from base 1 to 513 and encodes 170 amino acids. Lineage: Eukaryota; Fungi; Ascomycota; Eurotiomycetes; Eurotiales; Aspergillaceae.
AUGUCGCAAAACGCCCCCGCAUCCUCAGACGGAGCUCCCCCGGGCUCAAUCAAUCUCGCCUCGCUUUCCGUCCCGCAACUCCGCGCGCUCCAAACCCGCCUCACCUCCGAACUCGAACACCUGACGACCUCGCACACGAAGCUGCGCGCCGCCCAGGCUAAGUUCCGCGAGUGUGUGCGCUCGAUCAAUGAUGGCGUUACUGGGGAUCCGAAGAAGGGUACCGAUGGUCCCAAUGAUAUUCUCGUGCCCCUCACCAGCUCGCUGUAUGUCAAGGGUCGAUUGACGGAUCGCGAGAAGGUGCUUGUUGAUGUUGGGACUGGAUUCUAUGUUGAGAAGACUGCGCCUAAGGCGGUUGCAUUUUAUAACGAGAAGGUUAAGGGCCUGGAGGCGAACUUGCAGGAGUUGGAGAAGAUCGUACAGACCAAGAGUAUGCAGCUGCGUACCGUGGAAGAAACACUGAGGCAAAAAAUGCUUGCUGGAGAAGGCGCUCCUCAGCCCGCUGCUGCAGGCUAA